Messenger RNA from Python bivittatus (Burmese python), 307 nucleotides. The record is from RefSeq and is a predicted model, not a curated record. NCBI's taxonomy places the organism in Eukaryota, Metazoa, Chordata, Lepidosauria, Squamata, Pythonidae.
GGCAGACACGGUGUAAAUUACAGCAUGACAUUGGCUUUAGAAGAUGCAGACCAGAGCAAUUUGAAAUAUGUGAAUUCUACCCUGGGUGGUUUAGAGAAGCAAAAUGACCAUGCUGCAGAGGAUGAAGGAGAAGAGGGCAUUGAAGAGGAAGAGGAAAGAUGGGAUUCCUGCUUGCCUAAACCCAGCACUGAGCAAAUCGCUUGUCUAAAGAUGUAUUUUGGUCACUCAAGUUUUAAACCGGUCCAGUGGAAAGUGAUCUCCUCAGUUUUGCAAGAAAGAAGAGAUAAUCUAGUUGUUAUGGCAACUG